Rosa rugosa (rugosa rose) is the source of this 1434-nucleotide messenger RNA. RefSeq lists its product as uncharacterized. The transcript is spliced from 2 exons. The record is from RefSeq and is a predicted model, not a curated record. Bases 1 to 1434 code for a protein of 477 amino acids. Lineage: Eukaryota; Viridiplantae; Streptophyta; Magnoliopsida; Rosales; Rosaceae.
AUGGGGAAGCUCAACGAAGAUCGGUUUUACAAAGUCAUGUUGUGGGUGCACAAUAACCACCCUCUAACCAUGUCUUUGAAUGUCAUGGCUUUUGGGGGUUUAGGUAUGUUCAAGGAUCUUUUGGGGGUUCUGUAUAGGGUUUUGGAGGAUUCCAUAGAAAAACCAAACAACGAAUACUCGCGGUGGAAUUAUGAUUAUUCUCGGGAAGAAGAGACAUCAACAAAUAAGGAAGUCAAUUCUUCAUAUGAUAAAGCCACGCUGAUAUGUGAAAAUAUAGCUAGGAGAAUGUUCCCGAAGCAUUGUUAUGAAGAAUACAAAGAUGUUGAGGAAGCUCAUUAUGCCUACAGGGUUCGUGAGCGCCUGCGGAAACAGGUACUCAUUCCUCUGCGCAAAGCCUUAAAAUUAUCAUCGGUGGAGAUGAAGAAUACGUUGGCUUUCGAAAACAGCAAAGCCUUUAAUGGUUUGAAAAUAUACAAGGAGAUUUCUAACCAUGGUUAUCUAAAGGGAAGCAAAUUACUAUUUCAAAAGUGCAUGAAGCUUGUGGAGAUGUUUGGGAAUCCAAGCAUUGGUGACGGGCUGAAACUUCCUAACGAUAUUGUAGCUUCCUUGAUGGGCAAGGAACAUAGUGAUGAAGUUGUGGAGCGUCAAUGGCGGAAACUAGUCCAAGAGUUGUCAAACCAAGGCAAGCUGAGGAAUUGUCUUGCCGUGUGUGACCUUCCCCUGAACAUGAGAGGGACAUACAAGGAGACAGCUUGUAUUUCACUGGGGUUAUUGAUUUCAGAGCUGAGCGAAAAUCCAUGGAAAGGAAAGGUUUUCUCAUUCAAUGAAACUCCAACACUUCAAAAGAUCGAAGGAGACGAUCUUGAAUCCAAGUGUGAGUUCAUGAGACACAAGUCACACAACAUAGAGUGUGGAGACAAAGUUGAUUUCUUCAAGAUUUACAACCAAGUCUUGCAAAUUGCCAUUGAACAAAAGCUAAGCAACGAGCAGUUGCCCAAGAGGAUUUUUGUGUUCACUUAUAGGGAUUUCGAGGCGGCUUCCAAGAACAAUUGGGCUGAAGAUUAUAAAGAGGCAUGGACUAAUUACAGAAGAAGAGGGUACGCAAAUGUACCACUGGUGGAGGCUAGGACUCAAUACAAAAAGAAAGGGUACAAAACUCUGCCACACAUUUUGUUUUGGAAUCUUAAGAAUUCCAUUGUUGAGCCAGAGAUAAUUUGUAGCCCUGUUAAUAACAAAUGUGGGGGGCUGAUUAUAACUGGGUUGUCGAACAGUUUGAUCAGUAUGUUCUUAGUGGGAGAGUCGGAUUCGAGAACAUAUGCACCUCAUGGUAUCGGUUCGCUGUCGGUACUGAAAUUUCUUCCCAAAGCAGAGGAUGUGAUGAAAUCUGUAUUUUUGAGAGAUGAAUUAUUAAAUUACCUCCUUAUAUUGGAUUGA